Molecule: messenger RNA, 5682 nt
Organism: Ixodes scapularis (black-legged tick)
Lineage: Eukaryota; Metazoa; Arthropoda; Arachnida; Ixodida; Ixodidae
Gene: Tnpo
Product: transportin-1
Exons: 23
Coding region: 85-2769 (894 amino acids)
Biological process (GO): protein import into nucleus
Cellular component (GO): cytoplasm; nucleus
Molecular function (GO): small GTPase binding; nuclear import signal receptor activity
Source: RefSeq, a predicted model, not a curated record
AACGUCCCAGGUUUUCCCGCUAGCCUCCCCACUUUUUCCGCCAUGUCUACCAACUGACACAUUUGCAAGCCGGUCCCUUGAAAGAUGCGAGACAGCAUGUCUUUAUCGUGGCAACCGCAAGAAGACGGACUUCGACAAAUUCUUCAGCUCUUGAGGGAAUCUCAAUCUCCUGACACCGCUACGCAAAGAUCGGUCCAGCAAAAACUUGAGGAGUUGAACAAGUACCCGGACUUCAACAACUACCUGAUAUUUGUUCUGACCAAGUUGAAAACAGAAGAUGAGCCGACCCGCUCCCUGAGUGGCCUGAUCCUCAAGAACAAUGUGAAGGCGCACUUUGAGAAGUUCCCCAAGGAGGUGGGAGACUUCAUCAAGGCGGAAUGCCUGGAAAGCGUCGGGGACAGCUCUCCCCUGAUCCGGGCCACGGUGGGCAUCCUCAUCACCACCAUUGCCUCCAAGGGGGAGCUCACCCAGUGGCCCGAGCUGCUGCCCCGCCUCUGCCAGCUCCUCGACUCGGAGGACUACAAUGUCUGCGAGGGUUCGUUUGGGGCUCUGCAGAAGAUCUGCGAAGACUCCGCGGAGAUGCUGGACACGGAUGCGCUAAACCGUCCGCUGAACGUGCUGGUGCCCAAGUUCCUGCAGUUCUUCCGGCACAGCAGCGCCCGCAUCCGGUCGCACGCCAUCGCCUGCAUCAACCAGUUCAUCAUCAACCGCACGCAGGCACUCAUGGUGCACAUCGACUCCUUCAUCGAGAACCUGUUCCAUCUGGCGUCGGAUGAGGACUCGGAGGUUCGCAAGAAUGUGUGCCGUGCUCUAGUCAUGUUAUUGGAGGUCCGCAUGGAUCGGCUCAUCCCCCACAUCCACAACAUCAUCGAGUACAUGCUGAUGCGCACCCAAGAUGGGGACGAGGGGGUGUCCCUGGAGGCGUGCGAGUUCUGGCUGUCCCUGGCGGAGCAGCCCAUCUGUCGGGAGGUGCUGGCCCCACACCUGGCCCGCCUGGUGCCCAUCCUGGUCCGGGGCAUGAAGUACUCCGAGAUCGACGUCAUCCUGCUCAAGGGUGAUGUGGAAGAGGAUGAAAUGAUCCCCGACCGGGAGGAAGACAUACGACCCAGGUUCCACAAGUCCAAGACGCACAGCCAGAAGCACAUGGACGACAACAUUGACGAGGAUUCAGUCUCGGACGACGGCUUGGACGACGACAACACGCUCUCAGACUGGAACUUGAGGAAGUGUUCGGCGGCGGCGCUGGACGUGCUGGCGAACGUGUUUCACGAGGAGCUGCUGGGCGUGCUGCUUCCCAUCCUGAAGGAGACCCUCUUCCAUCAGGACUGGGAGAUCAAGGAGUCCGCCAUCCUGGCGCUGGGCGCCAUCGCCGAGGGCUGCAUGGGCGGCAUGGUGCCCCACCUCCCUGAGCUGAUCCCUUACCUGAUUGGCUGCCUGGGGGACAAGAAGGCCCUGGUGCGGUCGAUUACGUGCUGGACGCUGAGCCGCUACUCCCACUGGGUGGUGGGGCAGCCCCACGACUGCUACCUGCAGCCCCUCAUGACCGAGCUGCUGAAGCGUGUCCUGGACGCCAACAAGAGGGUGCAGGAGGCGGCCUGCAGCGCCUUUGCCACCCUGGAGGAAGAGGCCUGCACCGAGCUGGUGCCCUACCUCAGCUUCAUCCUCGAGACUCUUGUCUUUGCCUUCAGCAAGUACCAGCAUAAAAACCUGCUCAUUCUGUACGACGCCAUCGGCACCUUGGCAGACUCGGUGGGUCACCACCUAAACAAACCUGACUACAUCAACCUCUUGAUGCCACCUUUAAUCGAGAAGUGGAACGUCUUAAAAGACGACGACAAGGACCUCUUCCCUCUACUAGAGUGCCUGUCUAGCGUGGCCACUGCCCUCCAGUCCGGAUUCCUGCCCUACUGUGAGCCCGUCUUCAGGAGAUGCGUUUCCCUCGUGGAGCAAACGCUAAACCAGAACAUGGCCAAUGCAGCACACCCAGACCAGUUUGAGGCCCCCGACAAGGACUUUGUCAUAGUGGCUCUGGACCUGUUGAGUGGGCUGGCAGAAGGCCUCAAUGGCCACAUGGAGUCCCUGGUAAUGUCUUCGAACAUCAUGCAGCUUCUCUAUCAGUGCAUGCAGGAUUUAAUGCCCGAGGUGCGGCAGAGUUCGUUUGCCCUUUUGGGCGACCUGACCAAAGCCUGCUUCCAGCACGUCAACCCUUGCAUCUCCGACUUCCUACCCAUUCUUGGCCAAAACCUAAAUCCGGAGAUAAUCUCCGUGUGCAAUAAUGCCACGUGGGCCAUCGGCGAGAUCUCUGUCAAACUGGGCAGAGACAUGAAGCCCUACAUCCCAAUGGUACUCACCCAGCUGGUGACCAUCAUCAACCGUCCCAACACUCCCAAAACUUUGCUGGAGAACACUGCCAUUACGAUUGGGCGCCUUGGUUACGUUUGUCCGGAAGAGGUCGCACCCAUGUUACAGCAGUUUAUUCGCCCGUGGUGCUCGUCGCUGCGGAACAUUAGGGACAAUGAGGAGAAGGACUCUGCCUUCAGGGGCAUCUGCAGCAUGAUCAGCGUCAACCCCGGCGGAGUGGUACACGACUUCAUCUUUUUCUGCGACGCCGUGGCCUCAUGGGUGAACCCCAAGCAGGACCUGAAGCAGACGUUCCACGAGAUCCUUCACGGGUUCAAGAAUCAGGUUGGGAACGAGAACUGGCAGCGGUUCUCUGAACAGUUCCCACCUGCACUCAAGGAGCGACUGACGGCAAACUACGGCGUCUGAAGAAAGAAGUUUCUUCUUACAAGAGGGAAACCGGGUGGGUGACAAUCGCGGGACGACCGAAGACGGUGCAGAGCACUACGACGAAGGACUCUUCCCGGGAAAAGAAGAGGACGGACGACGGGGCUGGGAAGGGAUCGCGACGGGGUUUGGGGGGUCCGCAUCCGUUGGGGAUUCGCGUCCGCCGGGGGUUCGCGUUCGCUCGGGGGUUCGCGUUUGCCGUCCUGGGUGCUCAGUGCCACACCGCCCCCGGCGGGACGCCCCGCGCCGUAUCUCCCGCAUACUCAGAAAUCCGCAGAUAAAAAGACCCCGCCCGCACGGGGCACAGAGGCACGCGUCGGGUCAACCUCGAGCGCGUGCACGUCGGACUUCGCGUCACGCUCCGAGCGUCGGUCAGAGGGAGGGUAGACAAACCGCGUGCGAGCGCUUCUUUCUCGAAGCGCGAGAGGGGGAAGGGGACGCGAACCGUGGCCAAAGAGACGGCAGGAAAACGCGCUUAGUCAUCGUCCCGAAUCGCGUGGUGGCGUGGCGCGACAUUCAGCCACCGGAUUUCGGGGCGGCUGCGGGGUCCGCUCGCGUUGUUAGGAAUAAUCUAUUGUUGCGCGUGACGAAUCAAGUGCCAGGGUCUAGUUCAAAGUUUGCGUGUUGUUGAGUCGUGUUUCGAUUAAUUCCGCAGGGCAUCUGUUUUUUCUUGCGCCGCCCGCCAGAGUUGUUUCCGGUUGCGAGUUCAUUUUUUCUUUUUUCUUUGUCCCUCGCGCGUCUUAGGCUUGUUUUUCUCGGUGACGAAGGCGGAAAACUCGCAUUCCGUGGGACGCGCGCGCGCAAAAAAAAGGGUAUUCCAACGUGUUAUAUUUUUUUUUCGGUCCAACUUUGCGCGUUCAUGACUUAGUAUUAGGCUAGCGAGGGUCGAGUGAUUGGCUUUCAGACUUUGCGAGAUUCCGGCGACUCCUCGGGAGUGAAAUGAAAUGAAGGAAGUCUAGGGUGUUUUUUGUCUUGUGCUCCUCCGUUGCUUGUUUUUUUUUUCUGUGUGCGUUUUAGUGUUUGUGCGAGGUCUCUAUUAAUUGGCGAAAGGCGGGAUCCUAGACGUUUACGCAUGUUUGCUCGGACAACGGUGGUGAAAAACGUUUUGUCAUCCCUUUUGUUUUUCCCUUUCCGUUUGUUGGGUCCCCAUGGAAACUGCUGGGCGAGUCGGGAGUCGAAAGGAUGGCGAAAGCGGAAUGCAACGGUCAAUUGCAUGUUGUUAGGUUACGGAGGUGUCUGGGGAGGGCGGGUUUCUUUUAAAAAUACAAUUCCUGCGGCCCGUUUCUUUUUCUUUCCCCACCACGCCACUUGUUUGGUUCGUCGCUUUUCCGAUUGCAUCCGGUUAGGAGUUUAACAGUAACGUUGGGCGACAGUCAGUUUUAUGUCACUAAGACGUCCCGUUUGUUUUUGUUUUUCUUUGCCAGUGGCAGCUUUUUUUGUUGUACUUAAGAAUAUUUUAAUGUUUUUGUACAGAGUUGACUGUCUUGGUGUCUUUUACUCUGAGAAGAUGAAAAAAAAAUUAAGUUCCUCUAGAGAUUUUUCAUUCAAUAUUUUUUUUUUUUUUUCCUAGGCGGGGGGUUGCGUUUUCGCUACUGCGUUGUGCCCCCAUGGUUACAGUUUUUGCUGGUCAGUUAGUUUAGGCGAUGAAACAAAUUGGUCUUUUUUGUUUUAGCUUUAUUGUUAGACAUUUUUUUUUUCCUUCAUACUUUUUUCUCAAAGGAUCUGUGAUGUUAUAAAGAGAGUGCAAGAUGAACAUUGUUGUACAGGGAGUAUUUUUUUUCCUCUACCCUUCAUUGUUUAUUUCUCACACAGAUGGACACAAACAUAGGACUGGGAUGGGUGGGAAUCGCGUGGAUGUGGUGUGUAAAUGCGCGUGCGUGUGUGGCAUUUUUUUUAAGCUCCCAAUUGUCGCACUUCUUGUCAUUCCUCGUGACGAAAGGCUCACCACCGUUUUUUUUUCUUUCCCGACUGCAGUGCUUCGUAACGACAAAAGACGUGACAAAUGUUGAGUCAGAAAAGCAAAGACCGUUCCUCACUGCGGAUUCAUUCUUUUGGAUCAUGUUCUUGCCUCGGUCUGUUCGGUGAAGAUGUUUUUUUUUGGUGGGAACCUCUAACCAUAAAUUUGGAACUUCAAGUUUGACUGCUCUAACAAAGACGAGAGCAGCACAUUCACUUUUUGUAUCGCCGUGUGUGUUGCAGAAGCAGUUUCUUGCAGACAACCUGAGUGAACUGUUAACAUUGAUUUCUACUUCCCGCUGCCGCAGUACUGACAAGGGCUAACUCCAAUGUAAUUGAGUUUCUAGGCUGGUCCCUAGAAUUUGGACUGUUGACUCGAGCAGUGAUCUGGUAUGUGAGGCUUGCUCCGAGCCUUUGCCACCGUUUUUAGAUUUGUUAGCAAACCUCGGAAGCAAAGUGAAGCUUGUUUAGGCAUCGAAAGAGCCUGUAGUCUGGCUCCAAAGAUGACCUCGGUUCUGUUCGAUGUCGUUUGAAUUGCAAUCUUGGGUGCAGUCUGAGUGUUGUGUAGUUCUUUGUUAGAAAGAGAACAUUGUUUGCCGUGCUUCGAUUGAGCAUAGAUUGGACGUAGGUCAUCUGCCAAGCCGCAGGCCAGAAAAGGAACUUGCUAGUUUGUUUUCCGUGUGCCAUGACUUAGUUCUUUUUUUCAUUGUCUGGUUUAUCUCCAAUAUUCUGCAAAGAAGAAAUCGUGAACCAGCAGAGAUAACCAGCAGGGAAAUCCUAGUGACUGACAAAAAAAAAAAAAGAAUGUGGGGGCCAUGUUGUAGAAAGAAAAAGCGGUAUUGGUUUCCUUCAGUGUUCAAUGUGCAUGAGUUUGUGUGUACCUUUGUUUUUAUUCACUUCAAAAACAUUCACCUGAAAAUGCAUGCAGUUGUUCGAAGA